Medicago truncatula (barrel medic) is the source of this 867-nucleotide messenger RNA. RefSeq names its product GRF1-interacting factor 3. The record is from RefSeq and is a predicted model, not a curated record. Bases 142 to 711 code for a protein of 189 amino acids. The transcript has 4 exons. Lineage: Eukaryota; Viridiplantae; Streptophyta; Magnoliopsida; Fabales; Fabaceae.
AAGAAUAAAACAGCGAAAAGUGCACACAUUUGAACUCGGAAAAAUAGUUUCAGUGCAAGAAGAACAAAAACGCUAGGGUUUUUGCGUUUGAUUUGUGUUUUCACUUUCGUUUCACACUCUCAACUUUUUUUCAAGAACCUCAUGAUGAACGCUGAUCCUUCUCUCCCCGUGUUAACAACCGAGCAGAUUCAAAAGUGCUUGGAGGAGAAUGAGGAGUUGAUAAUGAAAAUACUGGAAGGUCAAAAGCAGGGGAAGCACAGCGAGCUCGGACCAUAUCAAGCCAAGCUUCAGCAUAACCUGACUUUUCUCGCCAAACUGGCUGAUUUUGGACCCCAGGCGAGGCCACAGGCACAAACACAUUCUCAGGGGCAAGGCAUGCAGCAGCAACAUCAAGUACCAAUGCCACUGCAACGACCAGACUUUGCUGUAAACUCAGCUUUUGAUAUGAAUGAGCAGCAGCAGCUGCAACAACAACACUUGACAAUGUCUUUACAACAGCCUGAUCUUUCCGCUUCAAAGUUUGCUUUCCAGAUGAAUGAGCAGCAGCACAAUAAGCAACCAACUUUCUUCCAACAUCAACUUUUUCCUGAAGGCAUGAAUAGCUUUACUGGUACCAACAACCGUGGCAUGCAAACAGGAAACAACAAUCUGCCAGAUAUGCAAUCAUUCGAGUACCAAAUUGGAUCAGACGUAAGUCCUGGUUGGUCUUAGGAGUAGUCUGAAUUUGGAUCUUGUGAAAAACUGGACAUAUACAAAACCAUGAAAUGUCUCUCAACUUCUGAAAUACUAUAUGUGAGACUGUCUUUCAAACUUUAACAAUGAUAUUUUUAUUUGAUAUUGAAAUGGGAAACGUUUAUUUUAGUUGAA